AAGCCCCAGCCUCAGACCCGUGGCACCGCGGCACUCAGCAAAAUGGCAGGUGUUGGAGGCCGGGCUGCCGCUCACCUGUCGCGGCACCUGGCCAGGCUGAGGCUGCUGCAGGGCCCCAGGCUGCCCCAGGCCCACGCCGCCGCCCUCCUGCACGCCACGCCGGCCCUGGACGCUGAAGGCAUCCCUAUUAAAAUGCCGUCACUGUCGCCCACCAUGACCGAGGGCACCAUUAUCAAGUGGCUGAAGGAGGAGGGCGAGACCAUCAACCCCGGCGACGUGCUGUGUGACAUCCAGACGGACAAGGCGGUGGUGGCCCUGGACAUAGAGGAAGAGGGGGUGCUGGCGAAGAUAUUGGUCCCAGACGACACCAAGGACGUGAAGGUGGGCACGCUGAUUGCCUUAAUGGUGGGCGAGGGCGAGGACUGGAAGACUGUGGAGAUGCCGAGCACAGUGGACGGAGAUGCACCGGCGCCCUCACCCGCUGCUGCUGAGACUGCUGCUAAGGCGCCGGCAGGAGGGGACGGAGGACAUGGCAACUACGGGCCGUCAGUGAGGUUGUUGCUGGAGCAGUAUGGCCUCAGGGCAGAUGACGUGCCUCCUGGGGGUCCUCACGGCAUCCUGGUGAAGGGGGACGUCCUACGCUUUGUGAAGGAGAGAAACUUGCAGGCCAGGACACCAGCGGCAGUUCCCCCUCCUGAAGCACCUAAGGCCGCUGCUGCCCCCGCCACCGCUGCACCUCCCAAGCCCCCGCCAGCACCAACCCCGGGCAUAGGAGGGCAGAGUGGUUAUGUCGAUGUCGAAGUGACCAGCAUGAGGAGAACAAUCGCAAAGAGACUCACACAAUCAAAGACAACGAUAGCCCACUCCUACGCGUCGAUGGAGUGCCGCAUGGACAGUUUGCUGGAGCUGAGGAAGCAGUUUAAGGAGGAGGGCAUCAAUGUGAGCGUCAACGACCUGCUCAUCAAGGCCGUGGCGUUGGCGCUCUCCAGGUGUCCCGAGAUGAACUGUGUGUGGCAGGGAGACCAGCUGAAGGUUGGUGGGGCGGUGGACAUCAGCGUUGCCGUGGCCACCCCAGCGGGCCUCAUCACCCCCAUUGUGCGAGGGGCGGACUCUAGAGGACUGGAGGACAUUGCUGCCGCUGUGAGGGAUCUUGCCACCCGCGCCAAGGAGAACAAGCUGAAGUUGGAUGAGUUUCAGGGUGGAACAUUCACCAUAUCCAACCUUGGCAUGUUCGGCAUCAGGGAGUUCAGCGCCAUCAUCAACCCUCCCCAGUGUGGCAUCCUGGCCGUGGGGGGCAGCCGCCUUGUGCCAGAUGAGUCCGGGGCGCCGGUGACCCUCAUGACCUCCCAGCUGUCCUUCGACCGUGGCGCCGUGGACGACUUCCAGGCAGCAGAGUUCCUGGACACCCUCAAGACUAUCCUGGAGAACCCCAAGACCAUCCUGCUGGGCUCCUACGCCGCCACUGUGCCGCACCCUCUCGCCGCCCUCCUCUGAGCCUGCUAAAAAUGCUCACGUUUUACUAAAUGUUUUACUCGGGAAGAUGUGUUGAGUUUUUUAGUCGGUUAAAUUCCAAAGUUCGUUAACUUUUAAACUCGACAUGUUAACAUAUUCUUUUUUGUGCGUGACUUCAGUGCCGGCCAGUCAAAUACUCUUAUUUCAGGAUGUUGAUAAAAUUGAUGUUUGGUUUUACAGAGAAAAUUUAAUUUGGUUUCUUAAAUUUCCUGCAAGCACACAGCAUCCACAAGUACAUGGCACGUACAUGAGAUUUGUUACUGUAAUUUACUUAUUGUUAUUGUAUAUAUUGUAAAGCUUAUUUAAUAAAUAAGUUAAGACUGAAGAAA
Eriocheir sinensis (Chinese mitten crab) is the source of this 1841-nucleotide messenger RNA. RefSeq names its product pyruvate dehydrogenase protein X component, mitochondrial-like. NCBI's taxonomy places the organism in Eukaryota, Metazoa, Arthropoda, Malacostraca, Decapoda, Varunidae. Gene Ontology annotation, biological process: pyruvate decarboxylation to acetyl-CoA. The record is from RefSeq and is a predicted model, not a curated record. Gene Ontology annotation, molecular function: acyltransferase activity. The transcript is spliced from 9 exons. Gene Ontology annotation, cellular component: mitochondrion; pyruvate dehydrogenase complex. Bases 43 to 1494 code for a protein of 483 amino acids.